This is a messenger RNA of Babesia ovata, 600 nucleotides long. RefSeq lists its product as uncharacterized. Lineage: Eukaryota; Apicomplexa; Aconoidasida; Piroplasmida; Babesiidae. The record is from RefSeq and is a predicted model, not a curated record. The coding region runs from base 1 to 600 and encodes 199 amino acids. The transcript has a single exon.
AUGCGUAGCUUUGGUGUGCUUUUAGCCGGCCUGGCGCUGGUGUGUGUCGCCAGCGGCUGCGAGGCAUACUCGCUGCAUAGCGAGAGCAGCUCCUUGAUGGAACUGCCGUUCUUCAAAAAGAAAUCCGCCGAUAAGUCGGAUGCUAAAUCGAAGGACAAAUCUGGCGGCAAAAAGAAGCGCGGCCUAUGGACGAAGCUACGCGGCUCCGUCAAGAGGAAGCGAGAGGAAAAGCAGCCGGCGGAGGACAGCGACGACGAAAGCCCCGAAGAGUUCAAAAAGAAGCGCAAGGAAAGCUGGAUAGAACGUAGAAAGCAUAAGAGGCAGAAGCGCGACCACAAGAAGAGCAAAAAGCCCAAAUCGCAUAGCGACGACUCUCCCUCAGAAGAUGACGAGCCGCAUCAUGAGCGCCAUCACAAAGAGGUCACCGACGAGAUCCACGAACACAUCGAGGAGGACCAGAAAGAGCCUGAUCGCGUGGUAGGAGAGGUAAAGGACGCCUUGCAUACGAUAUCCUCCAACGUCAAGAAGAGUCUGAUCAGCUCCAUCGCCGACGACAUCGAUAACGCCUGGAAGAAGCUUCUCAUGCGAGCCAAAAAGUGA